GCGCUACUAGGUCACUUGGAAAUUCCUUAUUUCAGAUUUUCCGAGGUCCCGAGUUCGAACAUCCUUAAAACCAAAUCCCUAAUUUUUUUUCUCCCGUUUCCGUUUCCCUCGCCGGCGACAGCCAUGGAUUCAGGCUCUCAGGUUCCCGUUAAGUCCAAGAGGAGGUUUCAACCCAGAGCUCCCACGCCUUCUCCCCGACCGAUCCCUCCAAUAUCCAAAACUGAAGCUGAUGCGGCUGAGGAAGAGAAUAAAAAAGCAGCACGACAGAUCGCUAAACGUAUCGGCAUUGGCCGGAGGAGACCUAAAACCGAAACAAAAGCAUCUCCGGUUGAAGUUGCAUUCCAACCAAACUUCUCGUCACAUGCAAUAAAGUCGUAUGGGGUUCCUAAAGAAGAUGAUAAACACGACUCUGAUGUGAAACCCUCUUCUUCUUCUGCUACUCUUCCCUCUGCUGCUAUUGUUCCUGUUAUUUCUAGUGAUACUGCCCUGAAAGAUGUAGAAGAGGUUCAUAAUCGUGUUACGAGAAUUGAGCAGGACUACUUUGAACCUUGGGAUAUAAACUCCUACUAUCCUACUGUUCUUCCUUUGAGAAAGCCCAACUCUGGUGAUCCAGAACUUCUUGACCAGGAGGAAUUUGGGAACGUGGCUAAACACCUUCAUUAUGAUGAGAACAACAUCAACUCAGCAGAAGAACUCGGUCUGACAAUGGGACAACACUGCAAAAAACAGAUGCUUCUCUUUAAGAUUCCUGACUGUCUCCCUGUAACGAAGCAACCGACUGGAGCAAUCGCCAAGAGAUCAUUAUCUGAGAGAAGCAGCCCUUUUGAAGGUUUACCGGAGGGGUUCAUGGGCAAAAUGCUAGUUUACAAGAGCGGUACUGUCAAGUUGAAGCUUGGAGAUGUCCUCUAUGAUGUGUCGCCAGGUCCAAAUACAAUAUUUCAUAAUGAUGUGGCGGCUAUCGACAGCAAAGAGAGGAACUGCUGUCGCAUUGGUUCUUCAGCGAAGUUUGCGACUGUUACUCCAGAUGUUGAGUCUCUUCUGAACUCUGAACCAGACAUGCAGAAACACAAGUGAAGGUUGUUCUACUCGCAGUGGGUCUUGUUCAUAAAAUAUUGUGAAGAGCGUAGUAAGUAGUAUUGUCCACUUAGAUUAUUUUAACUAGAGACCUGUCAUGAUCGUAGAAACUCUUCUUUUAUGUCUUCUUGUGUUGUAAAAGAUCCAAUGGUAUUGGGGAGUAAAAGCAAACUCUUAGCAAUUUGAAACGUUCA
This is a messenger RNA of Raphanus sativus (radish), 1268 nucleotides long. RefSeq lists its product as uncharacterized. Bases 124 to 1074 code for a protein of 316 amino acids. Gene Ontology annotation, cellular component: RNA polymerase III complex. NCBI's taxonomy places the organism in Eukaryota, Viridiplantae, Streptophyta, Magnoliopsida, Brassicales, Brassicaceae. Gene Ontology annotation, biological process: transcription by RNA polymerase III. The transcript has 9 exons. The record is from RefSeq and is a predicted model, not a curated record. Gene Ontology annotation, molecular function: DNA binding.